Messenger RNA from Exophiala aquamarina CBS 119918, 651 nucleotides. RefSeq lists its product as uncharacterized. The annotation marks the transcript as partial. The record is from RefSeq and is a predicted model, not a curated record. Gene Ontology annotation, molecular function: structural constituent of ribosome. The transcript has a single exon. Gene Ontology annotation, cellular component: mitochondrion. NCBI's taxonomy places the organism in Eukaryota, Fungi, Ascomycota, Eurotiomycetes, Chaetothyriales, Herpotrichiellaceae.
CUCUUCAACAUUCGACACGGACCCGGGGCAGCCACCUUCCUUCCUCAUCCAGCUCCACAGGUCACACAACUCGAUAUAUGGAUACCCGAGCAAAAGAAGGCCUUUUCGCCCGGGACAAGAGAUCAGGUAUAUGGCGCGUGGGAGUUUGUGCGGCAUAAUUUGCCGCGUAUAAAAUACCAUAACCCAUCCGUGCCAAUCCGCGUACAGAGCGCCGACUCUCCAAGCCUCAGUCUAACUUUCGAGAGCGAGAAUCAGGCUUCGUUACGGUCACUCGACCAAAAAGGUUCGGGGGACAAACCAAAGUCCGCCAUUUUCAAAACUUCUUGGUCGAUUGUGGAAUCUAUACCCCAACCCCUGCAGGAUGGUUCAUCAUCAGCCCCCCCGGAACCAAUUUUCCGAAGGCAAGUCAAGGUUGAUCUCUCUGAGAAGGAAGCCAAACAUAUCUGGAAACAUAUUGAAUUCAUCACGAAGUGUGAAGAAGCGCCAGAGCCGACUGAAGAGGAAAAGACGAUGAUGCAAAAGCUGAAUAACUUCAAGAGUCAGUCCGAAAAGGAUCGAAGAUUAGUGAAAGCCGGUAUGGAUAAGAUCUUUAAAGAGAAGGAAGAGCUUCGGAAGGCAAGAGAAGCAGCCGAAAGGUUGACUUCUGAGUAG